CGCCCUGAUGAUGCACGAGCAGGCUGCUAAGAGGCGAGGCGGAUGAAUCCCGACAGAUGGCUCCCGGUCCCGUUAACGCACCGCCGAUGCCGUCCCGGUGCGCGUGGAUUCCCCGCAUUGACUCGUGAUGAGUUCAGCAGCAGAGGAGGCGCGCGGAAUGAAAAGAGGGGGGAAAUAAGGGGGCCCGCGCGCGCCACACAGGUUUCAGCCGGUGACGUAGCUGCCUGUAAACUCACCAAGCGACAUUACUGUAUUUAAAUUUCUGGAUCAGAGAACUCGCGAGGUGUAGGCCUACUUCCUACCGGCAUUUUAUCUGUAUGUUUCUAAAAUAUCCCUUGUAUAUAUACAGCGUACGCGAAUAUCUGACAAUGAUCGUCCCAGACCACUGAUUUAAUCCUAUUUAACCACCAAUCUGAUCAUAUGUUCAUAGAAGAAUAUCUGGACGAUGAGGAACCACCUUUGCUGCUCAGCUCUUGUCCUUCUCACAGUGUUUGGCACUGAAGGGACUGUAGCCGUGCAGUGUCGGUGGGGGGAGGGGUGUGUGUGUCUGGAGUGCCCCAGUGGCCAAGAGCCAAUCAAGUGGUUCAUCUACUCUGUUCUGAGAUGUGAAGAUGUGUUCUCCUGCCAGGCUUGCGGGCAGGUCGAGAGGCCAGGCGAGGCGAUACAAUGCCAAUCUUGUCCAGCUGGUACUUUUUCGGACGGCUAUGACUCUGAUCAAUGCCGCCCACAUUCCUCCUGCGGGGUCCUCAAGAAAAAGGUUGUGACCGCUGGUACAUCACACUCUGAUGCAGUCUGCGGAGACUGUCUGUCUGGGUUCCACCCCACUGCUAUGAGGACAGCCUCCACCCUGGCCUGUGUGACAGCCCCCCCUGCCCAAUCUACCCACGUGCGUGUGGUGCGUACGGUGGGUAAGGGUGCGACGGGCAGUGGCGGCCUGCCAGUGAACGGUACGGCAGUGCGAAGCUCGGAGGAGAAGAGUACAGAGUAUGCAGUGUUCGCCCUGGUGCCAAUCUUCUGUGUGAUGGGGCUCCUGGGGAUCCUCAUCUGUAACAUCCUCAAGAAGAAAGGAUACAACUGCACUGCUGAGAAGGAGGGAGGAGACGAGGAGAAUGCCACACCACAGAAAGAGGGUUACGCUUGUCCCUACAUCGUAGACGAUCCCAAUGAAGACACCAUCAGUGUUCUAGUGCGCCUCAUCACAGAGAAGAAAGAGAAUGCUGCUGCUCUGGAGGAGCUGCUACUGGAGUACGAGAGUAAACAGAUGGCCAUCAGCAAAGCCUCCUCAAUCAAGUUCCCGGUGCUGUCUCCUCUGACUCAGUUCCUCUCCUUACCCAGACUAUGUCCUCACCAGUCUCACCUCCACACCAUAUCUGGUCUGUCUGGUCUGUCUGGCCCCCGACACGGCUACUGCUGCUCUCGCUGUGCCCAGAAGAAAUGGCCCCCCAUCCUCCUGCCCCCCUUCGGCCCCCUCAAACCCCCACAAUUCCUGCUGACCCCCCUCAAACCCCCUCAGUCUCUCCUGUUACCCCCUCGGGACCUCCAGGCCCUCCAAAAGACUCCUCUCCUGCCCCCUGUGGACACACAUCACUCCACCACUAAGAUCUCCCAGACCCCCAGGGCUGGGUCAGGGUUACUCCCUGAGGGGAAGUGGAGGAUGCCUGGGGAGGUGACCCGGUCUGUUGGGAGGUUUCAGGUGGCUCAGAUUCAGGAGCAGAGGCCUGGUUCCAUGGAGAUGACAUUCUGCCCAGAGUCGAGUGACUCAGACUCAGUGGAGGAUUCAUCUCUGCUGGGGGCGAACAAGUCAUCCUCGUCAUCAUCCUCAUCAGCUGCCAGGGGUACACAGGAGGUUAACAGCUAAACAUUCGCAGAGAGGAAUGCUGGGUAAAAAUAACUCUACCUCGCUGAUCGAUGGAUGUGAUGGGAUUCCAAAAUGGCGACCAGAGAAGUUGAUUAUCCUCCUCGUUACGAUUUGGGAAGUUAGCCUGGGUGCUUGUUGGGAAGUUAGCCUGAGUGCCAGACAAAGGGAAACCCUUCUAUUUAUAACACAAACAAGUUGUAUUUUAUCCUAUUGUUUUUAGAGGCAGGGAGACGAGAGGAGGAACAAACUAUGAAUUAACCCAACCGUGUGGUUGUGCUUCCAUAAGACUCUGGACAGGUUGGAGGACCUUAACACCGUCUGCACGCGACACUGUGCAAUACACACACACACACACACACACACACACACACACACACACACACACACACACACACACACACACACACGGAGGUAGGCCUACAUAGACACAUAGCACACAUACAAAAGAUAACAAGUAUUAUUAUUAUUAUAGGAAACCACUCCAAUUUGUAGUGCAGAAAACUUUUAAUCAUUUUUCUAACACUUUCAGCUGUUUUGACUUGUUAUAUUUGAAACGCUGAUUAGCGUAAGUUUUAGGCCUUCUUGAUAAUGUUGAAUGUAGUCUCCAACAUUGACAGAGAGACAUGAUAAUAUACAAACAGCAUGAACUACAUGUUGGACUAUUUAGGUCUUAUAGAUGGAAUUUAACUUCAUUUAGUUUCUGAUUCAAGUUGAACAUUUGGUAACAGCGGUGUAAAUGACUGUAUAUACUGUAUGUACAUAGAGAUGUGAAUAUUGAAACUCUUAGAUUUUUACAGAGGAGGGUCAGACAGCGACAGGGACAGAGUCAGGGACAGAGUCAGGGAGAAGAUCAGGGACAGGACAGAGUCAGGGUCAGGGACAGAGUCAGGGACAGAGUCAGGGAGAAGAUCAGGGACAGGACAGAGUCAGGGACAGAGUCAGGGACAGGGUCGGGGACAGAGUCAGGGAGAAGAUCAGAGUCAGGGACAGAGUCAGGGACAGAGUCAGGGACAGAGUCAGGGACAGGGUCAGGGACAGGGUCAGGGACAGAGUCAGGGACAGAGUCAGGGAGAAGAUCAGGGACAGGACAGAGUCAGGAACAGAGUCAGGAACAGAGUCAGGAACAGAGUCAGAGUCAGGAACAGAGUCAGGAACAGAGUCAGGAUCAGAGUCAGGAUCAGAGUCAGGAUCAGAGUCAGGAUCAGAGUCAGAGUCAGGAACAGAGUCAGGGACAGAGUCAGGGACAGAGUCAGGGACAGAGUCAGGGAGAAGAUCAGGGACAGGACAGAGUCAGGGACAGGGUCAGGGACAGGGUCGGGGACAGAGUCAGGGAGAAGAUCAGGGACAGGACAGAGUCAGGGACAGAGUCAGGGACAGAGUCAGGGACAGAGUCAGGGACAGAGUCAGGGACAGAGUCAGGGACAGGGUCAGGGACAGAGUCAGGGACAGAGUCAGGGAGAAGAUCAGGGACAGGACAGAGUCAGGAACAGAGUCAGGAACAGAGUCAGGAACAGAGUCAGGAACAGAGUCAGGAACAGAGUCAGGAUCAGAGUCAGGAUCAGAGUCAGGAUCAGAGUCAGGGUCAGAGUCAGGGUCAGAGUCAGGGUCAGAGACAGGGUCAGAGACAGGGUCAGAGACAGGGUCAGAGACAGGGUCAGAGACAGGGACAGAGACAGGGACAGAGUCAGGGACAGGGUCAGGGACAAGUUCAGGGACAGAGUCAGGGACAGAGUCAGGGACAGAGUCAGUCAGGGACAGGGUCAGGGACAGAGUCAGUCAGGGACAGAGUCAGUCAGGGACAGGGUGUGGGUUUGCCAGUAGUUUGCGGUGCUUAUUUUGACACACUUAAAUAUGUCCCAGGCAUUUUGGGGGAGAUGUGCUUUGUCCUGUAACUUCCUCUCUCCUGGCGUGUCACAGAGCUACACUGACCAUUGAUCAGUGCCAUCCUGCUCCAUGUGGCACUUAGCUCAAACCAUGACCUCACUUCCUGCCUUGUGACAAUUGCCUUUCAACAAACAUAGAAUAAGUUAGUAGGAUAAUCAACUAGUCUCUUUUGCCCCCAAAGAUAAGCACUACAGAUGCAUUAUUCAUUCCAUUUUCAUUCAACUGUUAUUACGUAUUGCUAUGCACACACACGCACACACACAAACACACACAAACAAACACAUAAACACAAACUUUCCUACUCUUCCAAGGAGAGCAUGCAGACAGUCACUAUCAUCUCUGGGUAAUCUGAGUAAAAACUGUAUUCUAAAGGAAACUACAUUAUCAUAGGAAUAUUUUGACUUUAACCAUCUCAAUGUCAUUCCCUCAGCUGCAUUUCACGUGUUUUUACUUCAGUGUUUUUGUUUGUUAUUUAAAUAGAUUUCCGAGUAGUGGCCGGCGUAGCUGCUUCACAGUGGAAACACAGUUUGGGUUUUGCAGUUUACAUUUGAUAAAAGGUGGAUGAUGAUCAGGAUCCAGUUGAACAAUUUUUUAAUAUUCUGUAUGUUGCUGUUUUUGUAGUUUAGAACCAUUGUCUGGAUUUGAUCAUUUUUAUUGGUUGAACAUUUCCAUAUUUUUAUGUGAUUUAUUAUAACAUGUUAUAAACUGAAGUGUUGCAUAAAGGAAAACAACUCAUCUUCUCUACAUUGUAGAUUUGUAUUUAUUAUGAUAUUACAUUUUUCUCUAUGAUAUUUCUACUCUUGAAAUAAAUGAGCGGUUUAUUGUGA
Salvelinus fontinalis (brook trout) is the source of this 4569-nucleotide messenger RNA. RefSeq names its product tumor necrosis factor receptor superfamily member 19L-like. Gene Ontology annotation, molecular function: protein binding. The transcript has 11 exons. NCBI's taxonomy places the organism in Eukaryota, Metazoa, Chordata, Actinopteri, Salmoniformes, Salmonidae. Bases 446 to 1858 code for a protein of 470 amino acids. The record is from RefSeq and is a predicted model, not a curated record. Gene Ontology annotation, biological process: apoptotic process.